AAACAAUCAAAAUGCGUUCCUUCCUCGUCCUUUGCUUCGUUGCUUUAGCCACGGCCGACAAACUGGGCUACAACUACCAGCCGGUGGCCCACUCCCCAUCGGGACUGAGCUUCCAGCCAUCGGGAGCGGCCAGCAGUGAUGCCCCUGCCUUCUCGGCUCCAUCCUUCUCCGCCGGACCCUCUUCCAUUGCCGACUCCCUGGAGGGAUCCCAGUCCGCUGCUGCUCCCAACUACGCUGCCCCACAGGCUCAACUGGAGAAGGAGUUCUUCACCUACACCGCCGACGAGGGUGACUUCUACGAUCCCGCUGCCUCCGAUCAGGUGGCCAAUGCCGUUAACAAGGCUCUCCGUGUUGUGUUCAUCAAGGGACCCGAGAACCGCGGACUGGAGGAUGCUGCUCUGGCUCUGGCCAAGCAAGCUGCCCAGCAGGAGACCGCUAUCUAUGUGCUGAACAAGCAGGCUGAUAUUGGAGAUCUGGCCAACAAGCUGAAUGCCAUUCGCAACAACAACAACAACAAGCCCGAGGUGCACUUCGUGAAGUACAGGACCCAGGAGGAUGCCCAGAAUGCCCAGCGUGCCAUCCAGGGACAGUACGACCAGUUGGGAGGAUCUUCCCAGUCGCAGAACGGUGGUGUCGCCUCCACCCUGAACUUUGCCUCCCAGCCGGCUCCUCGCGAGAGCGUGGCUGCCAGUGCUCCAGGAGCCAGCUACCUGCCCGCCAGCAUCUUCCGGCGCUUCCGUCUCUAA
Molecule: messenger RNA, 746 nt
Organism: Drosophila takahashii
Lineage: Eukaryota; Metazoa; Arthropoda; Insecta; Diptera; Drosophilidae
Gene: TwdlK
Product: TweedleK
Source: RefSeq, a predicted model, not a curated record